Molecule: messenger RNA, 375 nt
Organism: Quercus lobata
Lineage: Eukaryota; Viridiplantae; Streptophyta; Magnoliopsida; Fagales; Fagaceae
Exons: 1
Coding region: 1-375 (124 amino acids)
Molecular function (GO): RNA-DNA hybrid ribonuclease activity; nucleic acid binding
Source: RefSeq, a predicted model, not a curated record
AUGGCGUCCUUAGCAAAGAAGCUCCUCAUGCCUCAAACGGUGGAGAUUCUUGAGGCGAUGGCAGCUAGGAGGGCUAUGAUCUUCAUGGAGGAAUUGGGAUUGUAUAGGGUCAUUUUUGAAGGAGAUUUAGAGAUUGUUGUAAAGGCUCUAACAGGGGGCUGCCCAAACAGGUCCAGUAUUGGGCACAUUGUUAAAGACUGCUUGUCAUUAAUGGGUUGUUUUCAAUUCUGUUCUUUCUCUCACGUGAGGCGGCAGAGCAACGGAGUAGCUCAUGCUUUAGCUAGGAGAGCAAGAAAGUCUUCCCCUUUGUCCGUUUGGAUGGAAUCUAUUCCGCCAGACAUUUCCUAUUUGGUGUAUGUUGAUGUUACGACUUAA